This is a messenger RNA of Vitrella brassicaformis, 4211 nucleotides long. NCBI's taxonomy places the organism in Eukaryota, Vitrellaceae. The record is from the annotation of a GenBank genome assembly.
GGCCGGACAGCAUUCAUUCUGUAGUGCAUGCAUGUCUGAAGUGUGCAUGUCUUUCCAAGAGGUAUACAGGCGCACGCCCACGCAGCCAUCCCGUCUCCUUCCACUGGCACCCACAUCAUGCAGCAAGCAGCCCGUCCAACACUCUCACUCCCCCCUCAGUCAUCGAAUCGUGCGGUGAUUUGGAGCGUCUGCCGCACCCCCUGCACAUUGGUCAGCAGCGCCUGCAGGUCCUCCUCGAUGUCACCACCACCACCACCAUAACCCCUCAACAGCGGCUGCUGAUGCUGAUGCUGCUGCUGCUGCACACCCGGCCCCCGAGAAGACACCGUCACGCCUGCCAUGUGCAGCGCCUUGCCGCGCCCCACACCCACACCCACACUCUUCCCUUUGGUGGGACUUCCCCGUACCAAGCCUCUCCCACCAGCACCGCCGGCGGCAGACACGGCACUCUUCACCGACGGCGGCCGACUCCCCUUCGGGCGGACAGCUAUUUGUGAAGUGCCGCCGAUGACUUUCCGGCCAGUGAGGGACUGCUGCGACGUCUGCUGCGCCUUGGGGCGUGCUACUGUGGGCGACGGGGGGUGCGUGGCGCUGCCCGCUCUGGAUGAGGGUCGUGAGAUGGAGUUGGCUGCAGAUGGGUUGAGUGAGGGAAGCGGGCGCGGCUGCAUGGGCAGCUCGUCUGACGGCCGACAGAUGGGCGAGGGCGGCGGCUGGUGCUGCUGCUCCUCCUCCUCCUGGCCCCCUUCUGGAUGAUGGUUGUCGAGACACAGCGUCGCAUAUGCCCGGCCGUGGAAGAGGAUAGGCUCGGGCCCUUCCGCAGCCACAUGCUGUUGACCCUCGAUGAUGAGCUCCUCUGAUCCCCCUCCCUCUCCCUCCGCAGCAUGCCCCUCUUCAAUGGCCGGGUUGAUCUCGAUUGAGUCCCCUCCUGCAGCAGGUGGGUCGUCCAUGAGUGAGCACGACAGCGCACCGCCGGUGCCGUCAUCGAGUUCGAGUGGCGCGCCGAAAUGAGGGGUGGGGGCGUGGGGAGGGGGGUCGAGGGGUGGCUCGGUGUAGGCAGGUUCCUCUGGUGUCUGUGUGUGCUGUCUUGUGGCCUGCAGCGCCGCCUGGAGGGUGGUGGCGAGCUCGCGCUGCGUGUCGAUGGUCCUGGCUUGGGUGAAGACGGUCUCAGACAACUGAACACAUCGAGGGUAGCAUUGCACAACAAUGCCACACACAACAGACACAGGGGAGUGAGCGAGUUGGUGCACGCGUCAGGCUGUCUGCUGGUGGGGUGGUGUGGGUGGGAUUCCCACCUCGUCUAUGCGAGCGGCUUGUGUGGCCCGCUCAGCUUCCAGCGUGGCCUGAAAGGGAGACGACGGACGCCUUCCUUGGCUGGCACUCUGUGUGUGUGUGUGUGUGUUGCCUGCCUGCAGUUGUUCGAUCUUCUGGGUGGCUUCCUGCUGCAGCUGCCUUGCCUGCCGCUCGGCAUCUCUGAGCUGCUUGACGCGCGAACGCUCGUUGGCCUCUGCUCGAUGCAGCCUGGCCUGCACACGCAUCCACCCAACAGACAGACACAGAGAGAGAUGAACACACACACGCAUGAAGACGCAUGAGGGCUGUGAGUGCGUGCCUGGAGGUCCCGUAUGCGGGCGUUGAGUUUGUCCUGGAUGGAUGUGCGCUCUGUGAGCUGUGCGGCCAUACUCCGCAGCUCCCUCUGCAGGGAGGUGUUGGUGCUCACGGCAUCGGUCUUCUGACGCUGGAGCUCACGCACCUGACGGACCAAUCCGUCCGUCCAUCCAUCCAUCCAUCCACACACACAGAGAAAGCGAGAGGGAUGUGUGCAGAGAGAGAGAAUGAGAGCUAUGCAGGGAUUCGGAUUCUUACCUUGGUCUGCAGCUGUGUGGCCGACUUCUCCGUCUGUUUAAGGCGUUCCGCAAUGUCGACCCGCAGCUUCUGUUUCUCGCCCUGGCUGGCCUCGAGCUGCCGACGCACAUCCGACAGAUCCUCCUCAAACCUAAUGAGCGAGCGCAUUGGUCGAAGGCAAUACAACCACACUCGCAGACACGGUCGGCUCACGAAACAAGUGCCAGCUUGCUGACUUUUUGCGUGCCUCGUCGGCCUGGUUCUUCUGGUUGGUCAUUUCCUGGGCCUCGGCCGUCUUGGCGGCGAUGGCCUCCCUCGCCGAUGACACCUCUGCCUCUAGCCGAUCCUGGAUGGAUAAAGGUGAAGUGAUGGUUAGCUAGCACGGGCUACGACUGUGAGGAUGGAUGUGCAGUGCGUGCCUUCAUUUGGGUGAACUGGCUGUGUAUCUGGGACCGGAGCUCCUCCAGCUGUUUCUUCAGGGUCUCGGAGUCGGCAUGGCGGACUUUAUCUGAUAUGGUGUGAGUGAUUGUUAAGAGGCAGUCACACCACCAGUCGUCAAGAGGUUUCCUUGUCUCUGUGUGGUGUGCGUGUGUGCGUCUGGAUUCCCUAACCUGCGUCAUCGGUUAGGUGGCAGAGCUGCUGCUCCAGGCUGCGGCAGCGCUCCUCCAACUCUGAAACACACACAUGACAUCAAAGCUUGUUGCUCAGGGAAGGACUCGAUCCGUGUCUGUCUGUCUGUCUGUCUGUCUGUCAGUACCUACCUUUGCACCUCCGGCCCCUCUCCUCGGAUAUCUGAGCAGCCGCCUGGAGGGACGUCAGCGCCUGGACGAAAAGGCAAAUCAAGGGAAUGCCAUCAAUGGCUGGCCUCUUGUUGCGUACCUGCAAGAGCUUCUGCGUCUGCUCCUCCAGCGACCCAUCCCCAUCCCCACCGCCACCAGCACCAGCACCAGCACUCCUGCAUCAAACAACAUGAAAGUGCUUUACUGGCAGGUGAUAGAUGUACUGUGGUUGUGUUGUGCCCACCCUUUAUCGUCAGUGGUCUGGCCCUGCGAUGGCUCGAGUGACCAGAUGUUGAGCAGGUGCUGCAGCCCACUGAGGAUCUCCUUCACCCACUGAUCGACAGAGCUCCCCAGCGGCGUGUCGGGUGGCGCGGCGCUCUGCAGCCUCCGGAACUGGGAGGCCAGCCGGCGGACCGAUGUCUGCAGACUCUUGCUCCUACACACACAUAUGCCGACACACAACGGCUGCCUGAAGUGUGUGUCGUCUGUUGGUGCGUUUGGUGUUACUUGACGGCGAGCUCCUGUUCCAUCUGGGCAAGGGAGUCGCGGAGGCUGACAUCAGUAAGACACACGCAGAGAGAGGGAGAGGGAGAAAGUGACACAGUGCCCGCAGCCUGCGUUGCGUUGGGUGACUCACCAGUCGAGUGAGUGUCCGGUGGAGUUGCGCUGCUCCUCGCUGGCCGCCUGGUGCUCAUCCAAAGCCCUAUAGACACUCACACAGAGAGAGAUGCAUCUAUGUCUGUUCGAAUGCCGACAUUCUCUCUCAUUGUCUGCCGUACUUCUGCAGACGUUCGUUGUCUUGUUUGAGCUGGGCGGCGUCCAUCUCGGCCUUGUCGCGGUCACCCAGCAACCGCUGCAACUCUACCUAUGGGUGGGUGCAUCAACCACACAGAACACUGAAGCGUUAUCUGCCUCAUCCACUCACUCACUCAGGCCAUCUCACACCUUGGUCUCGUUGAGCGCGUUGGUCGCCUCACCUGCGGCCGUCCGAUGCCGCUCUGAUGGCCAGAAAUGGAGUCCGUCCGUCAAUCACACCGAAUCGAUCCAUUUCGUCCACCGUCAUGCAUGUCACCUUAUGUGUGCUUUGGUUUGCGUUGCCUUGCCCACCUGCUUCCUUUGCGUUGUCAUCGGCACGGCAGCGGGCGGUCUCCAAGGCCUCGCGAGCACUGAUUGACGGAUGAGUGAUGCAUACCACCAAAAAAAGCAAAGGACAACCAGCGCCACCACUACAUGCAUCCCUUCCAACACAUUUUGCUGACCCUUCGCCCACCCACCUCACCUCCUGAGUUCCUGCGUCACCGACUGCAGGGCGUUGAUGGUGUCCAUGCUGUAGACCAGCUGAUGAUGCCGCGACGAUUUGGUCCCGCCGUGCAGCGCAGAGGACGAUGAAACAGAUGACGACAGCGGGCUGUUUGGCUGAGGGAGGCUUCUAUCGCCAGUUGGCGGGCUCAGCCGAGCGCCUGCUGCUGCCGAUGGUGCUGGUGCCGCAGAUGCAUCGGCGAUGAAUCCUCGACGGCCGAAGUGGGGAGUGGUGUUGUGCGAUUGGGGUGGGCUCCUGCUCUUGUCCGAUAAGGCUACGAUAGACAUCAU